Molecule: messenger RNA, 1176 nt
Organism: Daphnia pulicaria
Lineage: Eukaryota; Metazoa; Arthropoda; Branchiopoda; Diplostraca; Daphniidae
Product: leukocyte elastase inhibitor A-like
Exons: 6
Coding region: 1-930 (309 amino acids)
Molecular function (GO): serine-type endopeptidase inhibitor activity
Source: RefSeq, a predicted model, not a curated record
AUGAGAUCUAGGACCAUAAAUGUUGCCCGUUCCAUGCUGUUCUCAACGUUUGGCAAGAUUGAUGGUUACGACAUUGGCAAGCAUCCGCUUAUUGUUAAGCUGAUGAGUGAAGCCUAUAAAAAGAAACCGCCAGUCCCAAAAUAUUCAGGUUUUUGGGAUUGGCUUAUCUUUUCCGGACCUGUCAAAGAAGCUGGUCAUUCUGCUGGCGCUAUCGUCUUUGCGCAGAAUGUUUUGGUUGUGUUAAAAUCUGUUGGGGCCAUGCAAAACAAAGAAAUAAAAAACAAUGAUGGCACUAUAAGAGACGCUGCCUAUCUGGAGGCCCAACUUGUCGAUCCUAGUUUGCAACAGAGUCAGAUUCCGAUCACUUUCUGGGGUCCUGCUACCGCCGAUGUCCGUCGCCAUCCGGCUGGGUCUGCCAUCAAACUGAAAGGCUUUGUUGUUAUAAGUCGGGAAGGACGUCUCAGUUUGAAAGCGACUGGAGUAACGGAUGUCGAGGUUGUACCUAUAAUAGAAUUGGAAUUGAAAAUGCACGAGGCUUCUCUGGACGACUCCAAUGUAGAAAUGCGUAGUGCUAAACUUCAUGUGGCUAUCCCAAAAUUCAAGCUGGAUGCUGAUAUUAAACUGAAAGAUAUUUUAAUCAAAAUGGGAAUAGCUGAUUUGUUUGACGCAAACGCUGCUGACUUUUCUGGAAUAUCGGGAGAGAAAGGCCUUUUUGUGUCCAGUAUAUUCCACAAAUCAUUUAUCGACGUCAACGAAGAAGGAAGUGAGGCUGCUGCUGCAACAGGCUUAGGGUAUUCUUCGUUUGGAAUUCCUCCGGAUCCGCCUGCACCAUUUAUUGCUGAUCAUCCUUUUUACUAUUUCAUCCGGGACAAUGUAACAAAAUUGAUCCUCUUUUCCGGUCGUUUGGCUCAACCCCCCGCAUCUAGCUAAAUCUGUUGGAGUAUUUCAGUUAUAUGGCAGUUAGCGCCACGCCCUACAUGCUUUGAUGUAUGAAUAUAUUAUUACUUUACUAGCUUAUAAAGUUAAAAAAGCCGCACAAGUAUAAGCUGCUGUCUUCAUUAACAUGGAGGUAACUAAGGUUUGUGAUUUCUAAAUGCCCUGUGUUAUCCCCCCCCCUUUCAAAUUCAUUUUUAGUCUUAUGAAAUCUAUAUAAUACACUCUGAAGUUCAAUGUAAA